UACGCACCAAACGCGGCAUUCCGCGUGACGUAGCAAAAAAGAAAACAAGAAACGUUGUAAAGCCCCGUCGAUGACGUCAUCGCGCACUAAUAAAGCUCUCGACGCCGGAGCGCGAUGGACCUUUCGCGCCAGCAGCUCGCCGCAGGUGAAGAGACCUUCCCCGAGGACGACGUCACAAUGGCCACCUCCAUUCCUCACCUCGCUCAUGAGGCGCUGUUUGUGCGCAGCACGGAUCUUCCCACGCACACCCCCCGCGUGCGCGGAUACGAUUUCAGCGGCGGCGUUGAUCACCACGCACUGCUCGGCAGCCUCCUGACGACGGGCUUCCAGGCCACUGCGUUUGGGCAGGCGGUGCUGGAAGUCAACCGCAUGAUCGCCAAACGCAAAGAGCCUAUCCCUGAGGAUCAAGAUGGUGAUGGCGAUGAGUUGGUCGUGAGGGCCUCGGAAUCAUCUAACGAGAAACCUCUCAAAAAUUGCACCAUCUUCCUCGGAUACACUUCCAACAUGAUCUCAUGUGGAGUGCGGGAGUCCCUGAGAUUCUUGGUGCAGCACAGCAUGGUGGACGUGAUUGUGACGACGGCCGGUGGAAUAGAGGAGGACCUGAUUAAGUGCAUGGCUCACACCUUCGUGGGGGACUUCGCACUCAAGGGCAAGGACCUUCGUCUAAAGGGGAUCAACAGAACUGGCAAUCUCCUUGUACCCAACAAUAACUACUGUCUGUUUGAGGACUGGGUGAUGCCCAUAUUGGAUCAAAUGUUGUUGGAGCAAACGACUCAGAGCAUGAAGUGGACUCCAUCUAAGAUGAUCGCUCGUCUAGGGAAGGAGAUUGACAACCCGGAUUCCGUGUGCUAUUGGGCUUACAAGAAUAACAUCCCAAUCUUCAGCCCAGCAAUCACAGACGGCUCCUUGGGAGACAUGCUCUACUUCCACUCAUACCGCAACCCAGGCCUAAUUUUGGACGUCAUCGAAGACAUCAGAUUGAUGAACAACCAUGCUGUGCAUGCGAAGAACACGGGGAUGAUUAUUCUCGGAGGUGGUGUAAUCAAACACCAUAUUUGCAAUGCAAAUCUUAUGAGGAACGGUGCCAACUUCUCAGUGAACAUCAACACCGCCCAGGAGUUUGACGGCUCCGACUCGGGGGCCAGACCCGAUGAAGCUGUAUCCUGGGGCAAAAUCAGCAUCACUGCCAAGCCCGUCAAGGUUUAUGCGGAUGCUUCCCUCGUGUUCCCUCUCCUCGUGGCCGAGACGUUCGCUCGUGAACAUUUUUCUUUAGAAUCUUCCAAGGAGCCUGGUGAAUAGCCUGGACAGAGGGGGCUGGGGAAGGUGGGAGUUGGGGGGACAGAGGAGGAGACAGGAGAAAGGCGGAGUAGGGAUAGAUGACAGUUUAACACGUAUGCUUUCGCAAUCAAUAUCCAUAACAAUGUGGGUUUAAUCUCCAAUUAAUGGGCAUGUUUUGUUUACGGGAUAAACCUUACUAAUUGGCUGUCGGGUGCUGUCGGGUUUAAUGGGAUUCAUAUUUAUGCAAUCUAACCAAAAAUCUUUUUUUAGGGAUAGAUAAGAGAGGGGAGAGGAGAGCGACUUUGGGAAGAGUAAAUGUUCGUUGGGUUUAUAUUUGGGUUGUUAACCUUAAACUUUGUAAAUAUGUUUUAAAAAAAUAUUUCAGCAGGUAGUUUAACUGCUGAUGUUUUAUUGGAGUUGCUUUCCAUGAGAGUUAUGUUUAUGCUGCUUCAGUGACACAAGCACGGGUAUGGCCAGCACCACGCCUGGCCACCUUUGUUUGCCCAGUGUUGAUGUUUACCCAUUGCACACAGUACUCAAUUUAAGGGCGAGUGGACCUUCAAUCAGUUUAUUUAUCACAAAAAACAGAAGCAUUGCAACAAAAACAAAGAUGAUGUAAUGAAUGAUUUGAAAGGAGACAGCGAGGUGAAACGAACUCGAUUGAGCAAAUAAAACAACACCAUCAUGAGAAUGUGAAAAGUAACAGCGAACGGGUUAGGUACAGUCUAACUGCAUUCUGAGCUGGGAGUAGUUUGAAAUGAUGAGAGAGGUCUGGGAUCUAGGACUAUUAAUGCAAUAUGCUAACUACUAAACUAUAAAGUAUUGUUAUUUUACCAGGUAAGACCCACUGAGCUAUAUAGCUUUUUUUCAGAAGCGACCUGCCCAAAAUUGAUAGUUCAAUGAGAAGUGAAUUACGUUCAAAUUUAUAACAGCCAAAUAUUCAAAACACAUGUUUGAAAAUGUGGAGGGAAAAACCGGAGGACCCGGAGGGAAAUCCACCUCCAAAUAUACAGGCGUCAGGGUCAGGAUCGAGCCCACGACCUAUAUACCAGGCGAGGUAGUUAAUAUCUCACCACUAAACUCGUAUAAACACACAAAUCUAGUCUGAAGACUCAAAGUAAUUUCAGCAAUUCCUGAAGAAGGCCAGUCAUCCAAAACAUCAGUCUUUGUCCUCUGACAGUACAAAUAUCCUGUUCUAUUUUUUCUUCAUCAUAGCACUCGCAUUUGUCACUUAUUUGCAGUGUAUGAAAAACACUAAGCAAGUAAUGCCACGGUUAUUUCACUCGUUUCACAUUGCUAUGUUGAAUAACGUAUUCUUUAAUGACUAGCUCUACAAAGCUUCCCCCCGUGUGUGACAGUCUGAGACACAGCGUGGGUGUGAGGCUACUUGAGAAUACAUUUGUUUGGGUUGUGUCUCUACAGCAGUAAUUUACAUUGUAAUUUACCUCAUGCUGUAAAGACUGUCCGCAAAGUCACAAUAGUCACAAUAUACUUUACAAUAUCUGCCUACAUUACAUUUAAUUUGGAACGUAAUGCCUUUCACCAAUGGUUACCAAUUUUUUGGGAAGCUCAUUCUAACCAUAUAAGCUGGCAACACCACCCACUUUAACAUCACCACUACUUGGGUAACCCCAUCCCUUUGCCUGUAUCUUCAUAGUUAUGCAUGAAGGAUUGAAAUUUUUAAAGUCGGGACAAGAUCCCGAUUAUUAUAAACGUUUUAGAAAACCACCUUUCUGAAACCACCAAGGGUGUGUCGCAGCCAAACGAGUUCAUUUGGUAGCCUAAUUUUCGCUUCUAAAGUAAAGAUUGUUGCACAACAUGAGUUGGCAAUCAAGAUGUAGGAUUCAGUUGUGCUGUGACAAUGACCCAUUACACGCAGAUAUCCUCGAAAUGAAACACUAGACGGGUACAAUUUCGUGGACAGUUUGUCAAAAGUGGGCAGUAAUGUAUUUGUUGCAGUAAUUUGCACAUGAGGUCAACGCUGCCUUUCCUGUAUGGAACUGUGGGAAUUCAUGUUUUGCCGUUAACACAAUAAAACAAAAUUGUGACAGGCGUCCUUUA
This is a messenger RNA of Petromyzon marinus (sea lamprey), 3339 nucleotides long. RefSeq names its product deoxyhypusine synthase (gene DHPS). Gene Ontology annotation, biological process: peptidyl-hypusine biosynthetic process. Lineage: Eukaryota; Metazoa; Chordata; Hyperoartia; Petromyzontiformes; Petromyzontidae. Gene Ontology annotation, molecular function: deoxyhypusine synthase activity. The record is from RefSeq and is a predicted model, not a curated record. Gene Ontology annotation, cellular component: cytoplasm.